AUGUAUCCCCGGGUUAAGAGCCUGGCGCUUUACACCGUGUCCGUCUCGCUGCUCGCCUGGCUGCUCUACGUGAACAAACAGGCGAAGUUGGCAGCGUCGCCCGCGAACCGCAAAGGGGAUGAGGAGAAUCACAGCCCGAAGUCGCCGGUGCUGGACAAUGCUGCACCCAGCAAGUGUUUGCCGAAUUUGACCCUGGCCAACUCUUCCCUCGCCCUCCCGGAGCUCCCGCACUGCCGGAACUUCUCGGUCCUGUUGAAGCCUUCCAGGUGCAGCCAAGAGAUGUUCCUCUUGCUGGCAAUCAAGUCCUCCCCAAUGAACAUCGACCGGCGAGUGGCAAUCAGGAACACUUGGGGGAAGGAGGUCUCCAUCGGGGGCAAACACAUCAAGCUGGUGUUCCUCCUGGGGCGCUCCGAGGCCAAAGUCCAGGUGCAGCCCCUGCACCAGCUGCUGGCUUACGAGAGCCAGGAGUUUGGUGACAUCCUGCAGUGGGAUUUUGUGGACGACUUCUUCAACUUGACCCUGAAGGAGCUGCAUUUCCUCCGCUGGUUCAUGGAGGAUUGUCUGCACACCAGGUUUGUGCUGAAGGGCGAUGACGACGUGUUUGUCAACACUUACAACAUUGUCGAGUUCCUCCAGGGAUUGGACCCUGAACAGGAUCUGUUCGUUGGGGAUGUGAUUGCCAACGCUCGUCCCAUCAGGAACACCCAGGUCAAGUAUUUCAUUCCAGAGUCCAUGUAUGGAGCUCCCUUCUAUCCCCUCUAUGCGGGAGGAGGGGGCUACGUGAUGUCCAGAGAGACGGUGCGUCGCCUCCGGAGCACCGCGGAGGGCACGGAGCUCUUCCCAAUAGAUGAUGUCUUUGUGGGAAUGUGUCUGGCAAAGAUGUCGGUGACCCCGGAGAACCACCCCGGCUUUAAGACUUUUGGGAUCCAGAGACCUUUCAAUGCUUUUGAUCCGUGUUUGUACAAAGAGCUGAUGAUUGUGCACAAACUCAACCCAGCGGAGCUGUGGAUCAUGUGGACACUGGUGAAGGAUGAGAGCAUUAGGUGUGCGGUGUCAGUGACACACAGCUACAGGGGCUGGAAAGGAACCUACUGA
Molecule: messenger RNA, 1095 nt
Organism: Acanthisitta chloris (rifleman)
Lineage: Eukaryota; Metazoa; Chordata; Aves; Passeriformes; Acanthisittidae
Product: UDP-GlcNAc:betaGal beta-1,3-N-acetylglucosaminyltransferase 4-like
Cellular component (GO): membrane
Molecular function (GO): hexosyltransferase activity
Source: RefSeq, a predicted model, not a curated record